GGAAGAAAGGCAUCCAUAUUCACGGAUACCUUGUGGAAUAUCAGUUAAAAUUUCUGCACCAGCUGAGAGCAAUGUGUUUCAAAAUGGUGUAACGUCUGCGCAUUCUGGGUCCUGGAGGUAGCUUCCAGUUAUGGGCGCCCCGGUGACUGUAAAUGUGUACGAUCUACAUGAUAAUUCGUGGAUAUACUGGUGUGGCAUAGGUAUAUUUCACAGUGGUAUCGAAGUACAUGGAGUCGAAUAUGCUUAUGGAGGGCACGAGUAUGACAUGUCUGGGGUGUUUGCAACCAACCCCCGCGAUGCUCCAGGGCCUGUGGUGUGGCGAGAGAGCGUCGUGGUUGGAGAGACAGACAUGGACGCACAUGAAGUCCAGGAGGUUGUGCAGCAGUUGGGCAACGAGUAUCGGGGGAAUGCAUAUCAUCUUCUGGAACGCAACUGCAAUCACUUUUCAGACGAGCUUGCAUUCAAGCUCACUGGCAAUCAUGCGCCACCGUGGGUAAACAGAUUAGCGGGUCUUGCAAUAAUGCUGCACUGCCUUCUGCCGCCCUCAUGGGUUCCUCCUCUGACGCCUCCAAAUGCCAAAAUGCUAGAAGCGGAGCGGGGCGUGGACGAGCGGCAGAAUUUGUUGCAAGACAGCACCAUGAGGGAAAGGUCCUCCGGAUCUGUGCACUAGCUCUGCAUUGAGCUCUGUGCGAGUCGCAUUUCAUUGGAGGCGGGUUGGCGCCCGUGCCCAUGUCAAAAUCCUCUCUGUUGUUUAUAAACAACUGUCAUCGAAACAAAGAACAAUCAAAAUAUCAUGUUGUGGUGCAUUUGCACUGAAACGGUUGUCGAGAUGAUGAUCAUUGGGGCAUGCGAGGCGUGCCAGUUGACUUGAUACCUUAUCCUUUAAGUUUAGAUCAUAGCUCUGUACAAGUAUGCGUUUCACAUGCGUGUUUUCAUGUUUAAUUGUCAGCCCACGUAGUAUUUGUGCUGUAGACAAUGUCCACAAUUGCUUUAGAUCUAGACAUGUAAGAGGAUAUCUUGUGAGAAGGUUGGUCUGGGGAACCCAAUUGGGAAGACCUUUUGUUAAAACGUGGCUGCAAGAAGUCAUUGGUUUG
This is a messenger RNA of Coccomyxa subellipsoidea C-169, 1094 nucleotides long. Its product is annotated as DUF862-domain-containing protein. Lineage: Eukaryota; Viridiplantae; Chlorophyta; Trebouxiophyceae; Coccomyxaceae. The record is from RefSeq and is a predicted model, not a curated record. The coding region runs from base 131 to 670 and encodes 179 amino acids. The transcript has 6 exons. Gene Ontology annotation, biological process: protein deubiquitination. Gene Ontology annotation, molecular function: deubiquitinase activity.